This is a messenger RNA of Schistocerca cancellata (South American locust), 2541 nucleotides long. RefSeq lists its product as uncharacterized. The record is from RefSeq and is a predicted model, not a curated record. The coding region runs from base 394 to 2238 and encodes 614 amino acids. The transcript has 5 exons. NCBI's taxonomy places the organism in Eukaryota, Metazoa, Arthropoda, Insecta, Orthoptera, Acrididae.
UCCUGCUAACUUUCAAAUUCGAAUUGGGAGUGCGCAUUUGUAACAGUUUUAUUGUGUGCUGCAUAGUGAGGAAAAUUGAAUGCCUUGCUCGAUAGUGUAUAUAGUUUUUGUUAAAAUUUAUAUCUACAUUUUUAUACGGUUUAGUAAACGGCAUACGAGAGUAGCUGGCGUGUGUGUGAGAUGUUCGUGACUGCUGUUUGUUUCUUGAACAUGUCGCUAUAGCACGAGAUUUGAUUAAUUUUUAGAUAAUAAACGCAACAUUCAAUCUUCUCGCUCAGUAUAUCCUGUGACAGAUCAUUCUGGAGACAAGAAAACUAUCCUAGGAGAGAGAGAUUUUGCGACAGAUAGCAUGUCAAUUGUUGUCAGCUCACAUCUAUUACUUUUCUUCAAAAGAUGAAAGUUCUGUCAAAUACCAGGUGGACUGCAGCUAAUAACAAUGGUGACUUAGUUUCCAGCAGCAGAUAUACAAGGAGGAUAGUUGCUGGCUGUUCAAAGAAGAAGGGGGAACCAAAUGUUAUCAGUAAAUUGGAGACACGAAAUAUUUCUGCAUCGAGGUGUGUGCUGCGUGACAAAACAAAUAGCUGUGUGGCAAAUGUUAAGUCUUCUGUUUAUGUGCCAAUUGGGUACCAAAAUUCUGAGAACAACAGGUUAUGUUCAGUAACUAAUCCUUUGAAGGUGUCUAGAAAAAACUUGGCGGACUCCUUUUCCUUUAACCACAAAGAGACAAAGGACACUAUGAAAAAGAGUGAAACUAGUCAAAAUGAAGCAAAUGAAGAUGUGUACGAGUUUGUAUUAGAUGAGGGCGAAGUUAAUGAAAAUAAACCCAAGACCAAGAAACAAAGUAAAAGAAAACGUGUCCAGAGAAAGAUCAUAGAUUCUCCAGAAGAAGUUUUACCAGCAAAGAAGAAGAGAAAACCACUGCAAGAUAAAAUUUCCAAAAAUUUGAUACCUGAAUCAAACCCAAAAAAUAGGUUAGGAAGUAAAGAAUUGAACCUUUCUUCUGGAAAGUCAUUUUCAAAUGUUUUACAUACAGCCAAGAUGAAAAUGAAGACAGUGCACUUCAACAAUCUUUCAGGUGAUGAAUUAAUAAAGUCUAGCACUGGAGUGCGAAUGAAACAUGGCACACCAAACAGUAGUACUAAAAAUGUUGGUUCUCCGGAAACUGUGCAGGUCUUUAAUACACCCACCAAAACUAAUGGGAAAGGUGACACACGGAACCUUUUGUCUUCAUUACAUCCAUCAUCACAAGUAAAGUCAAUUAGAUCGUGUAUGACACAAAUAAAUCCGGUAUGUUCUCCUUCAGUUUCAGAAUGUGGUAAGCUGGAUACAAGAAUGAAAGAAAAUGAAGUAUCAAGGAAAUUACUAUCAUUCUUUAGUCCAGCACAUACUGCAGGUAAUUCAAGAAACAAUUAUUCAAUUCCAGUUACAGAGAAAACUCCAGCCAAACAACUGGCUGCUAGAUCCUUUAAUGCUGAAAAGGAAAAUAUUGAAAUCAGUCAUUCUGAAAAUGUACAGCCCUCCUUUUCAUCUGAUACAGCUGAGCAACAAUGUGACAAAACACAAAGAAAUCUAGAUGUUUCAAAUUGUUUUGGUUUUGAUGAUGAUGCUGAUAGCGAAGAUGGAGAUUUCUCACCAGCUAAGACAUUUACUAAAAGUUCUCAUAAGUUGGGGAAAUUUCAGUGUUCAACUCCCAAAGAUGUCAGUCAAAAGAAAGAUGCAUCACAGCCUUUCAGAUUCCCUGCCUUUUCAAUAGUUAAAAAAAGAAAAUUCCUCCAAACAGUUGGAAACACACCUGCUGCAGUAGCAAAUCUGAGUGGAAAAACUGAAAGUUCAGGCAGUACUUUAAAAAGAAAACCUUGUAUUCCUGCCAGUUCUCCAGUUAAAGAACCCAUCACACCCGCCAUAUUUGAUAUUGAAGAUGUUCACGAGUCUCAAGAUGAUGAAAAAUAUGAAAGUGAACAUCAGCAACUGCAGAAGAAACACAAGGAGUGUGUAGCAAUUUCUUCACCACAAAAGAAGAUUGUGCAAAAAAGUUAUGGAACACCAAGACUUGGGACUAGAUUGAGGCAGCCAGUACAAGAGCUAAAAGAUUCUUCUGAAGAUGAAGCUGAAGAAAUUGUCCCAAAAAAGCACAAAAGAACACAUCGGCCACCCAAGACAAAUGAAGCUGAUGAAUGGGCAAAGUGUUUCAACUCCAUGUGUGAAACAAUUGACAGUUUUGAAUUGGUUGUAGAAUAGUCUUUGUGGAGUAUUGAUGGCAGUAUUAAUUGUGUGCAUACAGUUCUUUUCAUACAACAAUCUGAAAACAUUUAAAAUUUAUUGAUGUGAUUUUGUUGUGGUGUUUACUUUAUGCUUGCAUUAAGGAUGUGUCUAUUGGUAAAAUUGUAUUGAUACUUAGAUGUACCUGAAUUUAGUUAUUUUGCUACUAUUUUCAUAUGUCUCUUGAAGAAACUUUUGUAAUUGUAACUAUGAAAAAUGUUUUUCAUCAUUUUAACACAAUUAUUUUGUAGUACAGCCUUAUAUCUUUUGUACAUACUUUAU